This is a messenger RNA of Notothenia coriiceps (black rockcod), 1702 nucleotides long. Its product is annotated as mucin-5AC-like. Lineage: Eukaryota; Metazoa; Chordata; Actinopteri; Perciformes; Nototheniidae. The transcript has 5 exons. Bases 82 to 1245 code for a protein of 387 amino acids. The record is from RefSeq and is a predicted model, not a curated record.
AUCAGUUCAGUGUGCCAAAUACCUUUUCGUCUCUCCGACAGUUAACUUCAGCCCAUUGCUUUGUCACAGGUUUCUAUUAAGAUGAGGAAUCUUCUUGUGGGGGUUUUUCUCGGACUUCUUGCUGUUGUCCACUCAACACCUGUCCAUACUACGACUCAGAUCCCAGUCAUAGCUGAAAAUGAAGUUAUCAGAGAGGCUUUGACGGACGGAUACCUCGUCGAACAGUCUUUACUCCCAACAUUGACAACUGAAUCGCCCAAAAGAAACACUACCGUUCAGCAGAUAACUGACAACACUCAGGAAAGUGCUAAAGGGGAGUCCAUGGAUCCAAUAUCUACAUCCACCAUCUUGCCAGAGGACACUCAAGAAAACAUUUCAGAUUUAACCACUACCCCAAACCCUCAGCUUAGCUUUACCUCUUCAGAAGAGCCAAAUGAAGCCGAGCCAGGCGUCACGGCCACCCACAUCACAGUCCCUCAAACUACUGACCUUACGAUUGCCUUCGACAUUGCCUUCCGGUCCACCCUGAGUUCUGAAUCAGGCUCUGGAGAUGGAGAUGGAGAGAUGUUUACCCAGCAGCCUACUACAACCUCCAGUAUGACGUCAGGCUCUGGAGAUGGAGAGAUGUUUACCCAGUACCCGACUACAACCCCCAGUAUGAUGUCAGGCUCUGGAGAUGGAGAUGGGGAGAUGUUUACCCAAUACCCUACUACAACCUCCAGUACGACCUCAGGCUCUGGAGAUGGAGAUGGAGAGAUGUUUACCCAGGACCUUACUACAACCAGUUCACGAUCAACCAGCAUGGCUGAUUUUAUCGCACCAAGAAUGUUUGCAGGAAGCGAAGGAUCAGGUGAAGGAUCAGGAUCAGAUAUUGAGAACAGCAGUAUAGUGCUAAUCAAUGAGACACCUUCGAAGCAAGAACCUUUGAGAAAUAGCGAAAAUAGUCAGAUAGGCCGCCUGGACGAUCCUGCCUCUAACAUAGGACACAGCACACCAGGUUGGAUCAUUAUCGUUGGUUUUAUUGUGGGCCUUGCAGCGUUGAUAGUGCUAUUUGUUGCCAUCGCUACCAGAGACAAGUGGAAUGCACCAAACCAGGCAUCCGAGACCAAGAGUAGCUCCUCCAACCAGCAGAGGGAGAUAGAGAUGAAGACGUUCCUGCACAAAGACAAUCCCAGGGAGAAUGGAACGGCGGGAGAGUACACGGUCAUCCCCCUGGAGGAGCUUCCAGAACCUUCCUCACACUGAGGUUCUGACACAGACUCUCCGGAGGCUUCAGACUCAUCACAGAAACACAAGUCAGAGUUUGAAACAGAACGCUUUGAUCAGAGCAACGAAAGGGCUGUGGAGCACAAACGGUUCCUAUGAACUUCUCAGCUCUGAUCCUAGUCUGAACCCGAAACAUAAUGUGGCUUUCCCUGUCAACUUUCAUAAACUCUCAUUUACUUUUAAACUACAGCAAUAUUCAUGUUGAUGCUUUUAUUGCCAUUGUAUUAUCCGGAAAGAAAUACUGUUGGAUGUUUUAUUGUUUGUUUUUUGUAUGUUUUUUUAACUGGCAAUGAUUCUGUGAAAAUCUCUUUUUUGCAAUAAAAUUAUUUGUGUUGUGGAUUGUAACUUAUUUUAAGCUGUUGUGUUGUUUCCCCAACCUUUAUUAAAAAACCUCUGAUUCUUGAACAGUGCCCGACCCACUGACUCAGACAACCUA